GAUGUAACAACAGAAUGGAACAAGUAAAACUUACUUUUGUUGUAUUAUCUAUCUUCUUUUAUCUCACUCAAGCCGCUAGAGUACAAGAAGACAUCCCUGAUGAGAAGUGGAGCUAUGUUAACGUGCGAGAGAAUGCCCACAUGUUUUGGUGGCUUUAUGGGGCGCAAACCAGCCCUUCCGAGAGAGCUAGUUUACCUCUAAUUUUGUGGCUGCAAGGAGGACCUGGAGGGUCGUCUACCGGCUUUGGAAACUUUGGAGAACUUGGACCUUUAGAUGUGAAUUUACGGCCAAGAAAUACAACUUGGACACAAGUCGCAAACGUACUUUUCGUUGAUAAUCCUGUCGGAGCGGGCUUCAGCUAUGUCACCAACAAUAAUGCCUACACAAAAGAUGUAACAGAAAUUGCUGAGGACUUACUGACAAUGCUGCAGUCAUUUAUGAAAGAAAUGCCGGUGUUUCAAAACAUCCCAUUUUUCAUAUUCUGUGAGUCGUAUGGAGGUAAAAUGACUGCCGCGUUUGGUGUCAGGCUUUACAAAGCCAUCUCCUCAGGAGAAAUUCGCUGCAACUUCAAGGCAGUUGCACUUGGGGAUUCUUGGAUUUCACCAGUUGACUCAGUCUUGACAUGGGGCCCUUAUCUUUACUCCGUUUCACUGUUAGACGAAAAUAGUUUGGCAAAAGUGAAUGCUGUUGC
Molecule: messenger RNA, 691 nt
Organism: Exaiptasia diaphana
Lineage: Eukaryota; Metazoa; Cnidaria; Anthozoa; Actiniaria; Aiptasiidae
Product: retinoid-inducible serine carboxypeptidase
Biological process (GO): proteolysis
Molecular function (GO): serine-type carboxypeptidase activity
Source: RefSeq, a predicted model, not a curated record